GCAAGAUUGAAACAGUUCCUAAUUCAGGAGAUGAGCUACAUUUGAAGAAAAGGGACAUUGUUUCAAGGGUUUUGGAAUCGGGAGAGGCUGAUCCAAAGUACUUGAGAGACAUGAUCUACAGUAUCAUUAUUGCCUGAAAAGACACAACGGCCAGCGCUCUUACAUGGUUGAUUUAUAUGCUCUGCAAGCAUCCUCAUAUACAAGAAAAGAUUGCAAAGGAAGUUAGAGAAGCAACAAAUCUGAAAGACAAUUCAAGCAUUGAUGAGCUUGCAGCCAGCCUUACUGAAGAAGCGCUUGACAAAAUGCAAUAUCUGGUUGCAGCCUUAACUGAGACAACCAGGCUAUACCCUGCAGUUCCAAUGAACGCGAAGAUUUGUUUUUCUGAUGAUACUUGGCCAGAUGGAUUUAGUGUCAAAAAAGGGGAUAUGGUGGGAUACAACGCUUAUAGCAUGGGGAGGAUGAAACAUCUAUGGGGUGAUGAUGAUGAAGAAUUUCGGCCUGAGAGAUGGCUCAACGAAAAUGGCCAUUUCCAGCAAGAAAGCUCUUUCAAAUUCAAGGCCUUCGGUCGCGGGUCCAAGGAUUUGUCUAGGGAAGGACUUUGCUUAUAAAGUGACAACGAUCUUUUCUGCUGUG
Prunus avium (sweet cherry) is the source of this 633-nucleotide messenger RNA. Lineage: Eukaryota; Viridiplantae; Streptophyta; Magnoliopsida; Rosales; Rosaceae. The record is from RefSeq and is a predicted model, not a curated record.